Molecule: messenger RNA, 1245 nt
Organism: Porites evermanni
Lineage: Eukaryota; Metazoa; Cnidaria; Anthozoa; Scleractinia; Poritidae
Source: the annotation of a GenBank genome assembly
AUGGAAAGCGACUGUUCACGAAAUUCGGAGGAAAAUCUAGCUAUGAUCGAUGGAUCUGAUAUAGAAAGAAGGUUCCUUGAGGAGAAGGCGGAAAUUGUUCGAGGAUUUCUGCAGGAGAGAGAGAUUGUUGAUCGCGCCCACGAAGACGAGAAAAAUGAUAUGCGUUUAGCUUUUGAAGUGGAAAAGGAAAACAUGAGAAAAGCCUUUGAAUGCGAGAAAGAAGAAAUGCGACAGAAUUUCUUAAAAGAGAAAGACAACAUCCGCUUGGAAUUUCAGGAAUCGAGACAUGUUUUGAAGUUGUCUUUCGAAGACGAGAAAUCUGCAUUGAUAAAAUCAUGGGAUCGUGAAAAACAGACUCUUCUUGACAAUUACAUCAAAGAGAAGAAGGAAUUAAGAGCGCAAUUUGAGCGACUUUUAAGGGAGAAAGAGGAGGGAUUUAAAGCCGAAAAGGCUGAAAUGGAAGCGAAGAUUCGCAAAGAGCUUGAGGGAAUCGAGGAAGUAAAAAAUGAGCUGAGGCGGACAUUGUCGCAGGGCUUGGGCGAUCUGGAGAAUGUUUACUUCGAGGAGAACGCGCAUCUCGAGACCCUCUAUAAUCACGAGCAACCAGAGGUUGAUAUGCACUUUAAAAGUAUAUCAGAUGCCGAAAUGAGCCUGGAUAAAGAGGAGCUGUUGAAAUCGCUCAAACAAGAGAAGACCAAAAUGCAUUCUCACUACGCCAAUAAGCACAAGUUAGUUGAGCACCAGUUCGCGUUGGAAAUCAUUGACAUGGAACAGAGGUUCAAACAGCAAAAGAACGAUUUAAUGAACAUUUUUAGAAGAGAAAAGUCGGACAUGGAAAAGGGCUUUAUUAAAGAAAAGGAAGACAUCAGACGUAAGUUCGAGGUGGAAUUUCGCAGAAUGCUUCAACAACAGAGGUUGAAAUUCGAGUCGGAAAUACAAGGUUACGAGCACGACAUCUCUGUUUUGAAAUAUCAAAAAGAACAGCUGGAAAAGUGCUUUUCCUUGGAAAUGCGAACAUUGAAAUUAAAAUUCGACCACGAGAAGCUCGAAAUUGAGAACAGGUUUAAAAACGAGAAGAAGGACCUUAAGAGGGUUUUAAAAGGGCAGUACGAGAGAAAGCUGAGUGGGGAUAAACUCCGGCUUGAAUGGCUACUAGAUCAGUUUCACCUUGGGAGAAGAGCAAGCACCGAUCAAAUGGACUCUAAUGGUUCGGCGCUCAGCACAAGUUCUAUUUAUUCCGAUUAA